Molecule: messenger RNA, 1871 nt
Organism: Tarenaya hassleriana
Lineage: Eukaryota; Viridiplantae; Streptophyta; Magnoliopsida; Brassicales; Cleomaceae
Product: anaphase-promoting complex subunit 6
Exons: 17
Coding region: 145-1776 (543 amino acids)
Biological process (GO): cell division
Molecular function (GO): protein binding
Source: RefSeq, a predicted model, not a curated record
CUGUCUGUGUAACACACUUUUUUUUUUCCUGGAAAGGGGAAAACAUUUUUUUUCCCCGAGAAACAAACAAACAGGUAAAUUAUCUACUGUUUUGCUCGUCUUGCUUGAGAAGCCCGGGUUGUAGAAUUGGGAAGAGGAGGAACAAUGAGAGAAGAAGAGAUAGAAAAGCUUCGGGGCGUGGUUCGGGACUGCGUGAGCAAGCACCUGUACUCCUCGGCUAUCUUCUUCGCCGACAAAGUGGCGGUGGUCACUGGAGAUCCCGCCGACAUAUAUAUGCAGGCACAGGCUCUGUUCCUCGGCCGUCAUUACCGCCGCGCAUUUCACCUCCUCAACGCCUCUAAGAUCGUCCUCCGAGAUCUCCGCUUUCGUUACCUAGCCGCCAAGUGCCUCGAAGAACUGAAGGAAUGGGAUCAGUGUCUCUUGAUGCUUGGUGAGGCAAAGGUCGAUGAAGAUGGUAAUGUGUAUGACACCAAAGAUGGUAACUUAAUGUACUUUGAUAAAGAUGGAGAGGACCGAGAGAUAAAUAUUUCAUCAGCAAUUUGCUUUUUAAGAGGCAAGGCAUAUGAAGCCUUGCAAAAUCGCUCCCAGGCCCGACAAUGGUACAAAGCUGCUGUUAAGGCUGAUCCUCUUUGUUAUGAGGCUUUGGAAUGUCUUAUUGAGAGCCAUAUGCUUACAUCUGAGGAAGAAGCAAAUUUGCUUUCGUCAUUGCAAUUUAGUCCAGAAGAUGGAUGGCUCUCUUCUUUCUACUCGUGUUUGACAAAGAAGUAUGACAAAGAGAGUACAGUAGAAGUUAAAUUCAAGAAACUUGAGAAGGAAAUUUGUAGCAGAGGCUCUGACUCAUCGACAAUCAGUACAUUGAUUAAUAACACUGAUCUGUUGGCCUGUAAAGCUGAAUACUAUCAUCAAUGCUGUGAAUAUCAAAAAUGCUUUGAGCUGACAUCUGUACUGCUUGAGAAAGAUCCUUUCCAUCUGAAGUGUACUUUGGUACAUUUGGCAGCGGCAAUGGAGCUUGGUAAUUCGAAUGAGCUCUACCUGAUGGCAUGCAACUUGGUGAAGGACUAUCCUUCAAAGGCUUUAUCAUGGUUUGCUGUCGGUUGCUACUACUAUUGUAUCAAAAAGUAUGCCGAAGCUCGGCGGUAUUUCAGCAAAGCUACCAGUAUAGAUGGGUCGUUCUUACCCGCAUUGGUAGGCUAUGGUAAUGCUUUUGCUGCCCAAGAUGAGGGUGACCAAGCUAUGUCUGCAUAUCGGACUGCUGCAAGGCUAUUUCCAGGGUGUCAUUUACCAACUCUGUACAUUGGGAUGGAGUACAUGCGGACACACAGCUACAAGCUUGCAGAACAGUUUUUUAUGCAGGCAAAGACAAUUUGUCCCUCAGAUCCACUUGUUUAUAAUGAACUCGGAGUUGUUGCAUAUCAUAUGAAAGAGUAUGGUAAAUCUGUGCGGUGGUUUGAGAAGACGUUGAGCCAUAUUCCAUCAGCGUUAACUGAAACCUGGGAACCAACUGUGAUAAAUCUUGCUCACGCCUACAGAAAGCUAAGGAAGUAUAGUGAAGCUAUUUUGUACUAUGAAAGAGCACUUACAUUAUCAACAAAAAGCUUAAGCACAUAUGCCGGUCUUGCUUAUGCUUACCAUUUGCAGGGCAAUUUUUCAGCUGCCAUCUCAUGUUAUCACAAGGCUCUAUGGCUGAAACCUGAUGAUCAGUUCUGUACUGAAAUGUUGAGCGUGGCUCUCAUGGAUGAAUGCCAACAUGGGACUGAUUCAAAUGUUGAGCUUUAAAAGCCGGAUUGAUGGUCUUGAAGUCCUGCAAGUGGAUCUUGUGGGAAAGCUCCAUCUCCCAUGACUUGAUUGCGUUCUGCACUGUCUCCUCCAAU